UUUUUUUUUUCAUCUAAGAGGAAAUCCUAAGGAAAUGUGUGGGAUCAUCAUGCACUGUGUUUUCAAGAGGCUAAUACGAUAUUGACUACCUGCUUUCAAAACAAGACAGGUUUAUAGCGUCUGGUGACAAACACAACUGUGUUUAGAUAUAUUUAGAGUCGGCGCAGACAGCGGAAGCGACCGUUGUUAGGUCAAAAUGUCGAUUCAGUACGAGGUGGAACAGCUGCCUGACAGCUACGGGGUUUCGGACUCGUUCCCCAAAGAUUUCGGUUAUGGUGAAGAGGAGCCCGACAUCGAGGACAGCUCGUCUCCGUCAGACAGCAAGCCGAGGAUCCUGCUCAUGGGUUUGAGGCGAAGCGGCAAGUCAUCCAUACAGAAGGUGGUGUUCCACAAAAUGUCCCCCAAUGAGACAUUGUUUUUGGAGAGCACCAACAAGAUCUACAAGGAUGACAUCUCUAGCAGCUCCUUUGUCAACUUCCAGAUCUGGGACUUCCCUGGCCAGGUGGACUUUCUCGACCCCACCUUUGACUACGAGAUGAUCUUCAGAGGAACCGGAGCGCUGAUAUUUGUCAUUGAUGCUCAGGAUGAUUACAUGGAGGCUCUGGGACGGCUCCAUCUCACCGUGUCACGGGCCUACAGGGUCAAUCCAGAGAUCAACUUUGAGGUGUUUAUCCACAAAGUGGAUGGCCUUUCAGACGAUCACAAGAUUGAAACGCAGAGAGACAUCCAUCAGAGAGCCAACGAUGAUCUGGCGGACGCAAGUUUAGAGAAGCUGCAUCUUAGCUUCUAUUUGACAAGUAUUUAUGACCACUCCAUCUUUGAGGCCUUCAGUAAAGUGGUACAGAAGCUCAUCCCCCAGCUGCCCACCUUGGAGAACCUCUUAAAUAUCUUCAUUUCUAAUUCAGGGAUUGAAAAGGCCUUUCUUUUCGACGUGGUCAGUAAGAUCUACAUCGCCACAGACAGCUCGCCUGUAGAUAUGCAGUCCUACGAACUGUGCUGUGAUAUGAUCGAUGUGGUUAUUGAUGUCUCUUGUAUAUACGGUCUGAGGGAGGACGGCAGCGGCAGCGCCUAUGACAAGGAGUCCAUGGCGAUCAUCAAGCUCAACAACACAACUGUGCUGUACCUUAAAGAGGUCACAAAGUUCCUCGCUUUGGUCUGCAUCCUGAGAGAGGAGAGCUUCGAGCGUAAAGGAUUAAUAGACUACAACUUCCAUUGUUUCCGGAAAGCCAUCCACGAAGUAUUUGAGGUUGGAGUUUCCUCUCAGCGUCCUUUAGGCUCGCAGGCGGUUGGCUCCCCCUGCAACAAGGCUGUUGCAUUGAAUGGCACGCCGCGCAACACCUUGUAAACACUGCUACUUCAAUAACAGAGAAUAGAUUAAAAACAUGAAAAAUGGAGGGAGGAAGAAGGAAAGAUAGGGUUUAUGUGGAGGAGAGACUACCAUUCUGGCGCUCCAGUCGCAUCCCCUAUCUCCCAGUACCUAAAGCAAUGAUGGGUGCCUUGAGGAAGGAAGCAACAGUGACACAUGAGCGGAGGCAUCUGCUUUAGGUGAAUGUAAAGCCCUAUGUUGGCUGUGUCGAAGUGGAGAAACCACACCUGGACUGGAACAGGUUCAGCAUUUUCCCUCUGAUUUCCUUGUUUUUAUGCAGACGAUUCAAGGAGGAAGGAAAAUAACAACUCUGUCUGACCUCUGCUGGACAAAUUGUGACGUCCUCAUCCUGUGUAGUGACGAACCCGACCAUUUCUGUGCUGAAGAAAAAACAAAGACUGCGGAUGUGAACUGCUAGUCCUAACCCACACACACACGUUCAGAGUUGGCCUUAGGUAGAUGGAGCUUGACGGCAGCACAAGCUUCCUCCUACCUCACUCCACACCGCCCCCUAACCUAAUGCUGCCCAAAACUCACUUUUUGGAUUCACUUGUGAAGGGAAACGGGUGUUGUGAACAGACUCAAAAGGGAUUGUGCUGUCCAUGUAUUAAUGUUGUUGUGAGAGAGUGGAUGUCUGUGUUUGGAUUUCAGUUAAAGGUUUUGAUUUAAUCCCCUUCUGGGCUUCUUGCAGUAAAGGAUCUUUUACUCAAAGUUUACAUCCUUCAUCUUGACAACAGCAGCUCAGCAUAAUUAAAAUUCUACUUUUUAUUUUGGAUUGUGAUGGCUAUAAAAAGAUGUUUGGCUUUUGUUUUAAAGCAUUGCCAAAAAAUGUGAGGAAUAACAGAUUAUUUAAAAAUACACCACAAUUGCAACAGAAAAGGAUUUUCAUAUUCUAAAAUAAACUGGUUAACACUUGCAUGUGUCUCAACCUGUAAUUUCGAAUACAUGCCCAGAUAUUUCUUUUCUUCAUAUUUUGUGUUUUAAUUCUAAUCACAAGGGUUCACAAGAACAAGUUCCCAUUCCAAGCAUGUGUUCAUUAGAGUGUUGUUAUCUUGUAUUGUUCUCAGCCGUAACACUGCUCAUUGUAAUCAAAAGUUAAAAUAAAAAUGAUUUGAAAGAA
Xiphophorus couchianus (Monterrey platyfish) is the source of this 2486-nucleotide messenger RNA. It is a transcript of the gene rragca, whose product is annotated as Ras-related GTP binding Ca. Gene Ontology annotation, cellular component: nucleus; lysosome; Gtr1-Gtr2 GTPase complex. Gene Ontology annotation, molecular function: GTP binding; GTPase activity. Lineage: Eukaryota; Metazoa; Chordata; Actinopteri; Cyprinodontiformes; Poeciliidae. Gene Ontology annotation, biological process: cellular response to starvation; negative regulation of autophagy; positive regulation of TORC1 signaling. The record is from RefSeq and is a predicted model, not a curated record. The transcript is spliced from 7 exons. Bases 197 to 1345 code for a protein of 382 amino acids.